AGGUGGUGGAAAGAGUUGGAUUUAAUAUCGAAAGUUCCAUAUGCGAGGGACAGAGCAGUGGAGAUCUUUUUUUGGUCAACAUGUGCAUAUUACAAAUCUCAACACUCUCUUGGACGUGCGGUGCUUACCAAAAUUGUGCUUUUGUUAUCCGUUACCAACGAUACUUAUGAUGCAUAUGGUACCUAUGAUGAACUCAAACUUUACACUAAUGCAGUCCAAAGGUGGGAUGUGAGUGCCAUGGAUGAGCUCCCAGACUACAUGAAGGCACUCUAUAGAGCUCUCCUAAACGUCUACGAUGAAGUAGAUAAGGACUUGGCAAAGCAAGGGAGAGCUUAUGGUGUUCAUCAUUCAAAAGAUGCAUUCAAAGAAAUAGUGAGAAGUUAUGACAUUGAGGCAGAGUGGUUCAAGGAAGGAUAUGUAGCAUCAUUUGAAGAGUAUAUGAAGAAUGGCUUCGUAACCAGCACAGGUCCACUGUUCACAACAUCAUGCUUCAUGGGCUUAGAGGCAGAUGUUGCUACCAUUGAGGCAUUUGAAUGGAUUCUAACUAAACCUAAAAUGGUGGCUGCCUCUAGUGCUAUUGGCCGACUCGUUAAUGACGUAACGAACCACGAUGAAGAACAAGAGAGGGGACAUGUAGCUACAGGGCUUGACUGCUACAUGAAGCAGCAUGGUGUUUCAAAGCAAGAGGCGAUUGUGGAGUUGUAUAAAAUGAUUGAGAAUGCAUGGAGGGAUAUCAAUGAAGAAAUGCUUAAGCCAACUGCCAUCUCAAUGAAACUCCUGAUCCGUGUUCUCAACCUUUCGCGCAUCUUGGAUGUGGUUUACAAGUAUGUGGAUGGCUAUACUCAUCCAGAAAUAAUCAAUGACCAUGUCAUCUCUUUGUUCGAAGAUCCAAUUCCCAUGUGAGUGAGCAUGGUUCGCUGCCUUUUCCCUCCUAAUGGCAAACUAAUGUGUGCGCGUGUAGGCUUGGACUUGAACUUGGACUUGGAUAAAUUUGUUUCUGGGUAUUGUAUUUUGUACUUCCUCUUCAGUAUUGUAUGUUGGAAUAAUCUUCUGUGUAAAAUAAAUAAAUUAAAACUAAAUCAAAUCAAAUAAAAUAAAUAACAUAGGUA
Molecule: messenger RNA, 1109 nt
Organism: Camellia sinensis
Lineage: Eukaryota; Viridiplantae; Streptophyta; Magnoliopsida; Ericales; Theaceae
Source: RefSeq, a predicted model, not a curated record